UGUACACACUGUAGACACACAUACACAAACCAUCUAUAUAUAACUUAGCACAAUGACCCUCAGCGUCCCGAAAACCGUUAAUAAGAUCUGCUGCAUCGGCGCUGGCUAUGUCGGUGGUCCAACUAUGGCAGUUAUUGCCCUGAAGGCGCCCCACGUGCAAGUCACUGUUGUAGAUCUCAAUCAGUCUCGUAUUGAUGCCUGGAACAGCGAUACGCUGCCUAUCUACGAGCCUGGACUAUUCGAGGUGGUCAAAGAGCGCCGGGGAAAGAAUCUAUUUUUCACUACUGAAAUCGACACAGCCAUCCUAGAAGCAGAUCUGAUAUUUGUCUCUGUAAACACCCCUACAAAGACAUUUGGAAUGGGUAAGGGAUCCGCUGCUGAUCUGAAGUAUCUAGAGUCGGCCGCACGUCGCAUUGCAGCCGUUUCUAAGAGCUCAAAGAUUGUCGUUGAGAAGUCUACAGUACCCGUUAAGUCCGGCGAAGCCAUCCGCACUAUCUUGCAGGCCAACACAACCCCUGGAGUCGCGUAUACGAUCCUGUCGAACCCUGAGUUUUUGGCAGAAGGAACCGCCAUCCCCGACCUAAUGAACCCCGAUCGUGUUCUGAUUGGUGGAGACGAAGACGAGAACGGUCAGAUUGGUGUCCAGGCCCUUUGUGAUGUAUACGCCAACUGGGUGGAUCGCAGCAACAUCAUCACCACAAACACUUGGUCGUCUGAGUUAUCCAAAUUGACUGCCAAUGCUUUCUUGGCGCAACGUAUCUCGUCGAUCAACUCUAUCUCGGCGCUGUGUGAGGCCACCGGUGCGGAUGUGGACGAAGUUGCCCACGCCAUCGGCAGGGAUCAGCGUAUCGGAUCCAAGUUCUUAAAAGCCAGUGUGGGUUUCGGAGGGUCCUGUUUCCAGAAGGAUAUCCUGAAUCUGGUGUACCUGUGCAAAACAUACAACUUGCACGAGGUUGCCGCCUACUGGCAACAGGUGGUAGACCUUAAUGACUAUCAGAAGAGGCGCUUCUCGCUGUCGAUUGUGCGCAGUCUAUUCAACACCGUCACCGGCAAAAAGAUUUGUGUGUUCGGAUUUGCCUUCAAGAAGGAUACCGGAGAUACCCGUGAAUCCGCGUCUAUUGAUGUUAUCCAAUAUCUUAUGGACGAGGGUGCGGCCGUUAGCAUCUACGAUCCACAAGUACCCGAUUCACAAAUUGACCAUGAUCUGCUUCCCGUUGGUGUGAGCCCUGAGGCUAGUGACAGAGCGAAGAGUUUAUAUACCAUCACCCACGACCCUUAUGAAGCUGCAAAAGAUGCACACGCCAUUGUUGUCUGCACUGAGUGGGACGAGUUCAAGACCUACGACUACCAGAAAAUCUACGACAGCAUGUACAAGCCUGCCUUCCUAUUUGAUGGCCGCAAAAUUCUUGACGUCGAAGAAAUGGGAAAGAUUGGAUAUAACGUUUCCGUUAUCGGCCGAAAGUUGCAUUAAAUGCUUUUUUUUUAACCUGUUCGGAGACCAGAUCAGAUCGUAUAAUAGAAGUAUUUCUAUAAAAUUAAUGAUUAAUUAAAUAAAGCUAGACGUAUUUUCUAACACUC
Messenger RNA from Sphaeroforma arctica JP610, 1578 nucleotides. Its product is annotated as UDP-glucose 6-dehydrogenase. Gene Ontology annotation, cellular component: cytosol; nucleus. Gene Ontology annotation, molecular function: UDP-glucose 6-dehydrogenase activity; NAD binding. Gene Ontology annotation, biological process: glycosaminoglycan biosynthetic process. The record is from RefSeq and is a predicted model, not a curated record. The transcript has 5 exons. Lineage: Eukaryota; Ichthyosporea; Ichthyophonida. Bases 53 to 1471 code for a protein of 472 amino acids.